Biomphalaria glabrata is the source of this 2170-nucleotide messenger RNA. RefSeq lists its product as uncharacterized. Gene Ontology annotation, molecular function: GTP binding. Lineage: Eukaryota; Metazoa; Mollusca; Gastropoda; Planorbidae. The record is from RefSeq and is a predicted model, not a curated record. The transcript has 2 exons. The coding region runs from base 168 to 1064 and encodes 298 amino acids.
AAUUACACCUAUUGUGUGUCGCCAUAAAAAGGCGGCUGUACCUCUGAAAGUGGGCGUCUUAGAAUGGUUUGAAUUUCUCAUCUUUCAUCACAACACUCUAUCAAAAUGUCGGAACAACAUAACCUUUGACCCGGGGUGGACGUAUUUACGCAGCGGCUCAAAUUAAGAUGGCGGCUGUGCCAUAUGAAAACAAGACAGUCAUACUAUUCUUAGGCCGAUCUGGAAACGGGAAAACGAGUUGUGUCCAGACACUCAAUGAUAAAGUCAACACUGACCUAUUACUAGUUGAAUGUCCAGAUGUGGGGAACACAGAAGAGGAAUUGCAGAAGGACAUGGACACACUACUGAAAGACACAGAGAAAUUAGUCCAGUACCUAAGCUCUAAAUAUGGCGGCAUAGUCGCUCUGGUCUUCGUUCUGAAAUAUGGCGUCAGAUUUACGAAACAAGAGAAAGACGCUGUCGAUGUUGUCAAGUAUCUGUUUGGUGACAGUGUGUUCAGUGACAGGGGAAUCAUAGCCUUCACUUAUGGAGACGUCUUUGACCUCGACUAUGGAGACACUCCAGGCAAAGCUGAACGUUUCAUGGACUGGUGCAGGGAACAAAAAGGAGAUAUUGAGAAACUCUUUCAAGAAGUGAACUACAGAUGUGUUCUACUGGAUAACAAAACAAAGACAAAGGAACGGAACUACAACCAAGUCAAACUGAUAUCAGAGUUCGUAGAUAGCAUUGGACAGCAAUGUAAACCUAUUGAAACAUUACAUCUUAUCGAUACAUUGAUUACACCCGAUCAACACAAGGACUCGGAUGAUAGAGGCGAAUCAAGGGUUGAUCUAUAUGGACUUAUCACUGACCGUUGUGUCAACAUAUUUACAUAUUUUAGAACUAACGUAAUUGACCCAGGUGUCAGGCUUCUUAGGUCUGGGUUAUUUCUAAUUAACCCGCUUUCACGUCUAUGUCCACGAUCAUCACAAAAUGGAGAUGGACCUGUUGAUACGCGGACAGCGAAUACCGAAGAUGCAGAGUACGUGUUAUUGGACCUAACGCCCUCAAGUAGACACCAUUGAUGUAGAAAUGCUUGAGAUUGGUGGCGAAGAUGUCUCUAGCUAACGUACAAUAGACUCUUGUCAUAACACAAAUCAAUAGAAUGCUACAAUUAUAACAGACAGCAUUAGAAUGGUUCCAUUAAUAAGAAUCAUUAGAAUGGUUCCAUUAAUAAGAAUCAUUAGAAUGGCUCCUUAAAUGGCCAGUUUGUAAUUUAAAUAUAAUGAUCAAAUGGCCAUGUUAGCCUAAAGAGGACUCAGGAGGCCGUGUGGUUGGCUUAUGUAUUAUGUUUGGUCUUACGCAUGAUGUUAGCUAUUAUCUUACCAUUUCUUCUAAAGUAAUGAAUUUCUUUGAAAAGUACCCAAGUGUUUAUCUAAAUGUUUAUCAUGUUUUUCAAACUUAUCAUUUGGUUUGUUAUCGGGCUUCUGGAGUAUGAGUCACUUGUUAUUUUUUGGAAUCUUGUUUGAUUGUCUACAAUUAAUCUAGAUCUAAAUCAAUUUUGUUUCCAAUAUUUAUUACCUUUAGGACCAGUAGUUGUGUGACUUAAAACUAUUUUUUUUUUACAAUGCUUAUAUCAAAUUACACUGUCCGGUAAAAUGUUUGUAUAUAUUAUCUCUCCCACACCCAACCUCGGAUCAAGUUGAAAUUUGCACAAUUAUUUCUAGUAACUUACAAAACAAGUCAAUAAAAAAAAACACUUAAACUUUUGGUAAUUAAUUAUUUUGUUUGAGAUCGAACAAGGAAAAUAAUUCGUACUUGACAGAUGUGAAGGUAUAAGUUGAAUUAGUCCCCUUGAGCCCUUAGUAAACACUUUCUUUUUGUAUGCAUUUAACAAAGCAUUCGCUGUGAGAGUUACACAGAUACCCCCUUCUCUCCCCCCUUCCCUUUACUGUUUCCCAACUGGUCCAGACAAGUGAUAACAUCAAGGCGUAGUGAUAAAGUGAUAACAUCAUGGCGUAGUGAGAAAGUGAUAACAUCAUGGCGUAGUGAGAAAGUGAUAACAUCAUGGCGUAGUGAGAAAGUGAUAACAUCAUGGCGUAGUGAGAAAGUGAUAACAUCAUGGCGUAGUGAGAAAGUGAUAACAUCAUAGCGGAGUGAGAAAGUGAUAACAUCAUAGCGGAGUGAGAAA